AUCCCACAGCGCGAAAGCGACUCGUUUGGUUUCAUGUCUGAGCUGUACAUGAUAACAACACUGUAGGCAAGCAAACAUGUCAAAAAUAGACAAGAUGAGCAUCCUGGGGGUGAGGAGCUUUGGGAUUGAAGAUAAAGAUAAACAAGUCAUCUCUUUUUUCACUCCUCUGACAGUACUAGUUGGACCCAAUGGAGCAGGGAAAACGACUAUUAUUGAGUGCCUAAAAUAUGUAACAACAGGUGAAUUUCCCCCUGGUUCUAAAGGAAGUGCUUUUGUCCAUGAUCCAAAGGAUGCCCACGAGACAGAUGUGCGAGCACAAAUUCGACUUUUAUUCACUGAUGUCAAUGGAGUGAAAACGACCAUUCAUCGCUCCAUGUCCUGUACUCAGAAGGCAAAGAACUACUCCUUUAAAAGCUUAGAGCAGGUCAUCAGCAGAGUGAUAGACGGUGAGAAGGUGAGCUUGUCAGCUAAGUGUGCUGACGUGGAUCGGGAGAUGAUUUCUGCACUGGGCGUAUCUAAGCCUGUGCUGAACCAUGUUAUCUUCUGCCACCAAGAGGAGUCCAACUGGCCACUGAGUGAGGGCAAAGCUCUCAAAGAGAAGUUUGACUCCAUCUUCGCUGCAACCAAGUACAUUAAAGCUCUGGAAACAAUGCGUCAGCAGCGUCUAAAACAAGCCCAGACGGUCAAAGAGUGUCAGGUGGAGCUGCGUUACCUGAAGCAGAACAAGGAGAAAGCUCAGCAGAUUAGAGAAACAGUGGCCACCAAAGAGGCUCAGCUGAUGGCCUCUAAAGAUAACGUCCAGCAGAUAGAGGGCCAGAUUGAUCCUCUGGAGAAUCGAGUGACAGACAUUGAUAUGAAACUAAGCAAAGUGAUGAAGCUGGACAACGACAUUAAAGCCUUGGACAGCAGAAAGAAACAGAUGGAGGAAGACAACAAGGAGCUUGAGGAAACAAUGGAACAGGUGUUCCAGGGUUCAGAUGAGCAGCUGCAGGACCUUUACCAAAACCACCAGAGGACGGUGAAGGAGAAGGAGAGGAGGCUGACAGACUGCCAGAAGGAGCUCGAGAGGGCUGGCCGAGAGUGUCAGAGGCUGACCAGAGUCAAGGCUGAUCUCCUGGUAGAACAAGGUCGUCUUCAACUUGAGGCUGAUCAUCACACUCAGAACAUCAAAAAUCGGGAUACACAGGUCCGCUCCUUGUCAUCUUAUCUGGAGAUGGAGGGUUACGACCGACCGCCCUUCACCACUCUUCAGCUUCAAAGCUUUCAUCGCCACGUCACACAGAGACUGGAGCAGGAAAAAGAGACUGUCAGUCAGGUUAUGUCUGACCUGCAGGAACGGGAGCAUCAGAAGCAACAAUCUAUUGAUGAGAUGAGAGACAAGAAGACUGGCCUGGAGAGGACAGUGGAGCUGAAGAGGGAUCUACAGGGGAAGAAACAACAAGAACUGAGGAAUGUCAGAACAGAGCUGCAGAGGCUGGAGGGUUCAUCUAGCCGACUGCAGGAACUGGAGAGUGAAUUAGCUAAAGUGGAGCGUGAGCUACAGAGUGCCUUGCAGAGCUCUAACGUGGAUGAACUGAAGGCUGAAGUUGUGGAACUUCAAAAGGAAAAAGCUGAGCUUGACCGCAUACAAAGACAACUUGACCAGGAGAUGGAGACCCUCAACACACACACCACUGCACGUACGCAGAUGGACAUGCUGAAAAAGGACAAGACCGAGAAGGAAGAGCAGGUUCGUAAGAUCAAAUCUCGUCACAGUGAAGAUCUGGUGUCAUUGCUGGGUCACUUUCCCAACAAGAGAGAACUGGAGGACUGGAUCUAUGCCAAGUCAAAGGAAAUCAACAGUACCAGGGACAAACUUGCCAAACUGAAUAAGGAUUUGGCUUCAAGUGAGCAGAAUAAGAGCCACAUUGCUGCUGAGCUGCGUAAGAAAGAACAACAGUUGGCCAAUGAUGAAGAGAAGUUUUUCAAUGUGUGCGGGAGUCAGGAUCUGGAGCAGGACCUAAGCAAACUGCAAGACGACCUGGAGAAGAUAUCAAAGCAAAGAGCCAUGCUAGCUGGAGCCACAGCAGUUUAUACCCAGUUCAUCAGCCAGUUGACAGAAGACAGGGAGCCCUGCUGCCCUGUGUGCCAGCGGACUUUCCCAUCAGAGUCCGAUCUGCAGGAGGUGAUCAGUGACAUGCAGUCGAAACUACGCCUGGUGCCAGACAAGCUGAAAAACACAGAGGGAGAGCUGAAGCGGAAGGAGAAGAAGAAAGAAGAGAUGAUGGCUCUCAGACCUGUCAGGCAAUCCAUUUCACAGUUUCAGGAAAAGGAACUACCCGAGUUAAGGAACCGUCUGCAGGCUGUGAACAGAGAGAUUGAAAAGCUGAAGGGUGAUGUGGAGGAACAGGAGACUCUGUUGGCAACUCUAAUGUCAGAGGAGGAGACGGCCAAGGCCUGUCUGCAGGACAUAUCUCUCAUGGACAGAUAUCUGUUGGACCUGAAAGAGGUGGAGAGGAAAAUAGCUCAGCAGACUGCCAAACUCCAGGGAGUGGAUCUGACCAGAACCAUUCAGCAAGUCAGUCAGGAAAAACAAGAGACUCAGCACAAGCUCGAUACCACUUCCAGCAAGAUGGAUCUAAAACGUAAGCUGAUCCAGGAUCAGCAAGAGCAGAUUCAAAUGCUAAAAAGUACAGUUAAUGAGACAAAGGCAGAGAAACUCCAGUUGAGCAGUGAUAUGCAGAAGCAGCAGCAGCUGGAGGAGCAGUGUGUCGAGUUCACCACUGAGAUACAGGCGUUGACCAGGGACAUCAGGGACGCUAAGGAACAGCUUUCCCCGUUGUCUGCUACACUGGAGAAGCUUCAGCAGGAAAAGCAGGAGCUGGUGGAGCGCAAAAGGCAGAAGCAGGAGGAAGGGCAGGAGAAGAUCAGUGCCAUUAAAGAGAGAGUGAAGGUGAUCACCACUUUGGAAAGAGAUAUCACCAAAUACACUGAUGAAGGAAAAGAAGAAUACAAAGAGCAAAAAGAAUCAGAGCUUCAAGAAACCGGUGCACAGCUGCAUGAGGCUGACAAGCAAAAAGAGAAGAUCAAUAAAGAGAUGGGAAACAUCCGUCAGGAUAUAGACACUCAAAAGGUUCAGGAGCGCUGGCUGCAGGAUAACCUGACCUUGAGGAAGCGUGUUGAGGAGUUGAAGGAGGUUGUAGCCAAACGUGAGGCUCUUAUGAAAGACAUGGGCAACAUGCAAGUCUUACAGCUACGCCAAGAGCGUCGGGAAGCUGAACGCAAACUGGAGGAUUUGAAGAAGAACCGCAGUAUUGCACUGGGUCGUCAGAAGGGUUUUGAGGAGGAGAUACUUCACUACAGAAAAGAGCUACGAGAGGACCAGUAUGAUAAAGCUGAUGAGCGCUAUAAAAACAAGAUGAUCAUAAUGAGGACCACAGAGCUGGUCAUUAAAGACCUGGAUCUCUACUACAAGGCCCUCGAUCAAACCAUCAUGAAAUUCCACAGCAUGAAGAUGGAUGAGAUCAAUAAGAUCAUCAGAGACUUAUGGCGCAGCACCUACAGAGGUCAAGAUAUCGAGUACGUGGAGAUCAGGUCUGACAUGGAUGAGAACUCGUCUGCCGGAGUGAAGCGCAGGGUUUACAACUACAGGGUGGUUAUGGUGAAAGGAGACACGGCUUUGGACAUGAGAGGACGCUGCAGCGCUGGUCAGAAGGUGUUGGCAUCUCUGAUCAUCCGUCUUGCUCUGGCAGAGACCUUCUGUCUCAACUGUGGGAUUUUGGCCUUGGAUGAACCCACCACCAACUUAGACCGAGAGAACAUCGAGUCACUGGCGCAUGCCCUUGUAGAAAUCAUUAAGAGCCGCUCUGGUCAACGCAACUUCCAGCUGCUCAUCAUCACCCACGAUGAGGACUUUGUGGAACUGCUGGGCCGGUCCAGUUACAUCGAACACUUCUACCGCAUCCGCAAGAACCAGGACCAGAACUCUGAGAUCACCAAGUGCAGUAUCUCGUCACUGUCGUCAUAUCUGCACUGAGUCCACCACAGACUCUUUAACAGUUCUUUGGAAAUAACUAGUUAAUGUGGGUGGGAAAAGACUACGUUCAUCCAGUUUCAGAUGGUGGACCACAAACAAUGACACAGAAGCUCGAGGGAAGCCCACAGUCAGUUCAAGAAAUCCAUGCCCACCCAGAAUGCAUUGCUCUGCUGUGUAGUUAAAUCACAACUGAACAUAAAGUGUGAUUCCUGUUUUGUUUGAGCAAAAUGGUUCGAAGUUUGUCAUUACAUUUCCGUGUUCGUAACUGCUACUGUGCAAGUUCAUAACUUCAUUAAAUCACUUGAAAGAAGCUCA
Molecule: messenger RNA, 4330 nt
Organism: Sphaeramia orbicularis (orbiculate cardinalfish)
Lineage: Eukaryota; Metazoa; Chordata; Actinopteri; Kurtiformes; Apogonidae
Gene: rad50
Product: RAD50 homolog, double strand break repair protein
Exons: 28
Coding region: 77-4015 (1312 amino acids)
Biological process (GO): chromosome organization involved in meiotic cell cycle; double-strand break repair; telomere maintenance via telomerase
Cellular component (GO): Mre11 complex; condensed nuclear chromosome; nucleus
Molecular function (GO): single-stranded telomeric DNA binding; G-quadruplex DNA binding; double-stranded telomeric DNA binding
Source: RefSeq, a predicted model, not a curated record